AUGGCAGAGGACAUGCAGCAGGACGCCAUCGACUGCGCCACGCAGGCCUUGGAGAAGUACAACAUCGAGAAGGACAUCGCAGCCUUCAUCAAGAAGGAGUUUGACAAGAAGUACAAUCCCACUUGGCAUUGCGUGGUGGGGCGCAACUUCGGAUCUUAUGUCACCCAUGAGACGUGGCUGUGCGGCACUAGUGACACUAGUGACGCUGGUGUGGAGUGCCUCUGUUUGACAAAUCCUCCGAGGAAGCACUUCAUCUACUUCUAUCUUGGCCAAGUGGCAAUCUUGUGCUUCAAGUCUGGGUGA
Molecule: messenger RNA, 303 nt
Organism: Symbiodinium natans
Lineage: Eukaryota; Dinophyceae; Suessiales; Symbiodiniaceae
Source: the annotation of a GenBank genome assembly